GCAAUAUAUACUGUUUACAGAAACCCCACCUUUGGUACCUGCUAGCUAGCAUUGCGUAAAGCCACUCAGCAAAAAUAUACGGAAACAGAUGGGUAGAGCUAUGACGUCAUGAGCUCGUUAAUUAUUUAUGAUAUAUCGUUGAGAGGUCGAGAGAGCUUACAAGCAAAUUUAUAUACAGCAAUGGCCAAGUCGGUCGCUUGCUGGCGAACUUUAAAGCAAACAACGGUCAUUUUAUAACUAUACUUUUCUCCCCUCUUUCCAAGUUAGAUGUCACCAACGUUUAGUCGUUUUAUAAUGGGAUGUGUUGGUUCAAGACAAGAAGAUCGGCCAAAGAAGAAACAACGCGAGGACGUCCGUCGAAAUAAUAGCGAUUCGCAAAAGGGAAACGCGGACGGGAACACUCCCGUGCACCUACAACCGAAAGUGAGUAUGAUGUCCGAUCAUACGCUGAAAUUACUGCAGGAAAUUGGCGAGCUGAAAUCGUUCACGGAGAUCGACCCGGCCGAAAUCAACCUAAAUCAAUUUUCGGAUUUCAUAAUGGCGUUGGAAAACCCCCAAGCUGCUACCACGAAUAAUGCGAAGACGCGGAGUACGUGAUGAUGUACGAACGACGCUACCCGAGUUUGUGGUGCUACCAUAUUUCUUACAUUUGCCAUAUAUGAAUUUGCUACAUUGCUACGGUGUGAAAUUAUGCUGGAUCAUUUUUUAUUGUAGACCGAUGUCCUAGAUCGUCAUGUCGCCAAACACGAGUUAAAUGGCCUUUUAAGGGAUGAAUAAUGAAUAGUAGAUGUCUUUAAAGAAUUGUAUAAUAAUAUUACAUAACAGAAACUGACGGAAGGACACGAGAGAAUAUUGCGACAAUUUUAAAACAACCGAAUUUUAUUCGAAGAGAAGCGAUAUUGCUCAGUUAACUUCGAAUAUACACAAAGGCUACGGAUUAUAAACAUCGAUUUAUCAUCAAAUAUUACACACAAAUUCUCGAGUGGGGCUAUUUUAGGAAACCUUCGUUCUUCAGUGCAAAAAUUGGACAAAAGUGUAUCGUAUUCUAGCAUCGAAGGUCAUUGUGCCAUGAGCGCAUAGACUUGACGCUAAAUGUAGGAAGAGGUUGAACUGUUCUGGGAAGAAAAUUCAAAUUGGACAGAUGAAUAAUUACUUACGAGCCACGAAACAACGGGCAGAAAAUCCUUAUGAGAAAAAUUGAAGAACAUACGAUGAAGAACUUUACAAUGUAGCGAAUUUGAUAAACUACAGGCCAGAGUGUUUCUGUAUUAUAUGUGUGUUUUUGGCGAAACGCAUCGAUGACCCACGUUUAGAUAAUCAACUAUAAUUUAUAUACAUAAUACGCCGGUACGUAAAAGCCUUGCUGGCAAGAGGCACAUUACAGAAUAGUUCUAUUCAAUUAUAUAUAUUUAUAUAGAAGCCUUAAAACUUAUCGCGCUUUCAUGUUUAUAAGCGCAGAGUGGACCAAAGGUUUGAUUUGAAAUUUUGUAUAUAGGCGUAGAAACUGGAUUGAUUCCGGUUAUAAUAUCGAAUAUCACAAGCUAAGAAUAGCAGUAUUAAAAAGUAUUUUCGUUAACAGCGACUAUUCCCCGCUAGUCGGAGGGCAAUAAAUAACUAUUACAUUAUUAGUAUUUUUAAAGUUUAAAGCUAUUGAAUAUUCGAAUUAAAAGCGAGUCGAAAGAAAAAAAGUGUGUAA
Paramuricea clavata is the source of this 1696-nucleotide messenger RNA. NCBI's taxonomy places the organism in Eukaryota, Metazoa, Cnidaria, Anthozoa, Malacalcyonacea, Plexauridae. The record is from the annotation of a GenBank genome assembly.